AUGGAUUUAGAUUCAACAGACGAAGGCAAUACAUACCUAUUUUUUGGUUUACGUGAGCCUUUCUUUGGUCUUAACGAGAUGGAUUUCGAGCUUCAUGGAAUAUACAUGGAUCAUGAACCAGAGCAAGAGUUCGUUACUCUACUAGACAAGUGUAAGGACGUAUUUCUUAAUGUUCUACCAACUGAUAAAAAUCUUAGAAAAUCUAGUUUGGUUAAUGAAGUAAGAACACAAGUGCAUCAUGGGAAUGAUUUGCAAAGUGAUGAAGACGAGCAAGAGCAUGUGAAAAACAAGUACAACAUACGUGAUCCAAAAACAAAAUGGAACCAAAGCUUGGUGACAUUUUUGAGACUGUUACAUAGCUGA
Molecule: messenger RNA, 363 nt
Organism: Lactuca saligna
Lineage: Eukaryota; Viridiplantae; Streptophyta; Magnoliopsida; Asterales; Asteraceae
Source: the annotation of a GenBank genome assembly